AUGGCAGAAAGCAAAAGAGGGUUAAUGAUGUUCAGGCCUUUCUUUCAGAAACUACGAAAGAGGUUCUCGAGUUCAGCAUACAGCACAUCUCCAGAACUCAACCAUGACAAAUUCGAUGAAGACAUGAGCGUCGGUAAAGCAGUGCCAGGCGAUGUUAAGGAAGGAUUUUUUGCUGUCUCUGCAGCGAAUGGAAAAGAAACACAGAGGUUUGUUAUUGAAUUGGACCACUUAACAAACCCUGAAUUCCUAAGCCUACUCGAUGAAGCUCGGGAAGUAUAUGGAUCCCAUCAAACGGGGGUCCUUUCUCUCCCUUGUCAGCCUCAUGAAUUAGAGGAGAUUCUUGAACACAGCAAAGAAAACAAUGUCUGCAUUGAAAGUCAGGAUAUGAUGUUAAGCAUGGACUGCAAUGCAACAGCUAACUAUAAAGCUCACCAGCAGCAGCAGACCAGCUUUAGAAUCGAAUAG
This is a messenger RNA of Gossypium raimondii (Peruvian cotton), 465 nucleotides long. Its product is annotated as auxin-responsive protein SAUR71. NCBI's taxonomy places the organism in Eukaryota, Viridiplantae, Streptophyta, Magnoliopsida, Malvales, Malvaceae. The transcript has 2 exons. Gene Ontology annotation, biological process: response to auxin. Bases 1 to 465 code for a protein of 154 amino acids. The record is from RefSeq and is a predicted model, not a curated record.